This is a messenger RNA of Aspergillus glaucus CBS 516.65, 739 nucleotides long. RefSeq lists its product as uncharacterized. Bases 91 to 687 code for a protein of 198 amino acids. The transcript has 5 exons. The record is from RefSeq and is a predicted model, not a curated record. Lineage: Eukaryota; Fungi; Ascomycota; Eurotiomycetes; Eurotiales; Aspergillaceae.
AUCGGUCUCACCACGGAGACUGCGCUGCAAAUCCCCGACAGCGAGCCGCAAUCGUACAAGAUCGGCUCCGUUUGCGGCUUUGUCGCCUAGAUGGCGUACAUCCUAGCAGUCUGGGUGUUCGAGGGCGUCCUGGUGUUUCUGUACACUCGACUCACAAUGGGCCUCUGGCAACAUCGUCUGUCCCUGAUGGUCAAGCCCUAUGCCGGAGACAACUGCACAAUCCGUCCAUUGAACUACAUCGUCAUCGAAGUACUCAGCAUCAUAACGGACCUUGCGGUCAUGUGUGUCCCCAUUCCCCUAAUCGUUGUGGCUCGAAUCCCCAUCAUCCAAAAGAUGAUCCUGGUUGCCCUAUUCUGUUCCAGCAUCUUCAUCAUGAUCUGCGCCGCCCUUCGCGCCCACUACUCCAUAACAGAUAUCAACACCCUGGUGACCACCCUGGGAUGGGCAUCGCACGAAUGCUUCGUUUCGCUAUUCAUCGUCUGUGCUCCGGAUAUCAUGCCCAGUUUCGGUGGUUCCGCACGAACAUAUCCAGCAAUGAGUACUCGAACACGAAAUCCCGAGGCAAGGUGUUCUCAUCCAAGAAUAGCCACAACUUCAACACUCUCAUCUCCGCCCAUGAGCGAGAGCCCAUCAAUGAGAAUAUUGAAUCUGAAGAGAAGAAGAAAAAAAGGAAAUCUAUUUAUCUAGAUGAUUAAGGGGCUUUAUAGUCAUUGUGCAACAGGGCUCCUGCCUGUGCUUG